UGUAGAUUUCUAUCAAGACAAUUUCAAAGAAACAUCCUCGAUCUCUGCUUUCGUCGCCAUUUGGAAGCUCCACUUUUGAUCUCUACUCAUUUUUGUGCCACUUCACCAUUGUGCUCUGUCCUCUAGCAUUGUUCAUUGAACCUCAUACUCUAUCUCUCUCUCUCUCUCUCUCUCUCUCUCGCCAGCCGUAUAAAUACGAUCAACACGAUUAAACAUCACGGUUCCCUGCUCUAGUGUUUGGUAAACAGUAUAUAGUUAACAGCUACGUAGACCACAAAAAGAAAAUCAAUGCCAGAAUCAAAUCCCCCUCUCCUACGGCAUUAUGAAGCGCUUUUGCGCCACCCAGCAGAACUUCCUGCACUUGAUUGCGAUGAACGACAAAGUGGAGCAUUCAUGGAGGAAUGUGGCCAGCUGCCAUUGAUAGACUUGAACGGUUUAAAAUAUCAUCACGCGAAUAAGGAGAGACUAGCUUGCUCUGCAAGAAUAUGUAGAGCGUCAUCAGAGUGGGGAUUCUUUCAAGUAAUAAAUCAUGGGAUUAGCUCUGAAUUACUCCGGAAGAUGAAGAGAGAGCAGGUGAAGCUGUUUCAAGCUCCCUUCGAGAUGAAGGCUUCUCGUGGGCUUCUAAAUAAUUCAUACACAUGGGGAACGACAACAGCUACUUCUCCAAAUCAGUUCUCAUGGUCGGAAGCAUUCCACAUUCCUCUCACAGAGAUUUCGGAAGAAACUUACUAUGGAGAUCAGUACUUCAGCUCUCUAAGGGAAGUGAUGAAGGAAUUCGCAGCAGCCAUGUCGAAACUAGCACGAUUACUAGCAGAGAUUCUAUCAGAGAAUUUGGGUAGUCAAAAGGGAGAGAGUGAAGAUGUCUGUGAUGAAAGCACAUGCUUUCUUCGCUUGAAUCGUUAUCCGGCCUGUCAGAUAUCUCCCGAAGUUUUCGGCUUAGUGCCCCACACUGAUAGUGAUUUCCUUACAAUACUUUGCCAAGAUCAAGUCGGUGGACUUCAGCUCAAGAAAGGUUCCAAAUGGGUGGCUGUAAAACCCAUCCAAGAUGCUCUACUCGUCAAUAUUGGAGAUCUUUUUCAGGCACGGAGCAACGAUGUGUAUAAAAGCGUGGAGCACAAGGUGAUGGUUAAUAGGAAGACGGAAAGAUACUCUAUAGCAUACUUCCUUUGCCCUUCCUAUGAUUCUUUGAUUGCCAGUUUUAAAGAACCUUCAAUCUAUAGAAAGUUCACUUUUGGAGAAUACAGGAAAAGAGUUCAAGAGGAUGUCAAAAAAACCGGCUACAAAGUAGGCCUCCAAAGAUUUCUACUUUAGGAUCGAUCAUACGGAUAUACGUCCGUACAUUGUCUUAUUUAUGUUGAAGGGAAAAAC
Messenger RNA from Juglans microcarpa x Juglans regia, 1368 nucleotides. Its product is annotated as gibberellin 2-beta-dioxygenase 6-like. Bases 289 to 1311 code for a protein of 340 amino acids. Gene Ontology annotation, molecular function: dioxygenase activity. NCBI's taxonomy places the organism in Eukaryota, Viridiplantae, Streptophyta, Magnoliopsida, Fagales, Juglandaceae. The transcript is spliced from 3 exons. The record is from RefSeq and is a predicted model, not a curated record.